AUGGUUGUCCAACGUGGUCCCUCUUCUAGUCGUUUCAAACCAGCAGCAUCCGGCCACUCUGCUAAGAUCUCUACAACCACCUGCCAAUGGUGUGGCAAAGAACGGCACACUGCCAAGAAAUGUCAUAAACUUGGCAAACUAUUGAAGAAAGCUAAGGCUGAAGGUUUGAUUGAAGCAUUCGCUGCCACUUCCCUUGAUGAUUCUCCAGAUACUGAGUGGUACACAGACACGGGUGCAACUUCUCACAUGACUAAUGAUGCUGCUGCGCUUGAUGAAUCUGUUCCUUACACGG
Molecule: messenger RNA, 292 nt
Organism: Ilex paraguariensis (yerba mate)
Lineage: Eukaryota; Viridiplantae; Streptophyta; Magnoliopsida; Aquifoliales; Aquifoliaceae
Source: the annotation of a GenBank genome assembly